AUGGUCAAGCCCCUAACAUUCAAAGGCGAAAAGCCCAAAAAACGCAAGCAUCGCGAAACCGACCAUGACCACCAUGACCGCGUGAAGUCCGAGCAGAAGGAGCAAUCCGCGACAGCAGCAGCAGCGGCAGAAGAAGACGAAACCCCCGACGACCAGAGCUGGGUCUCCGCCGACGUGCCCUCGGACAUCAACGGCCCCAUCAUCUUCGUCCUCCCUUCCUCGCCCCCGACGUGCCUCGCCUGCGACGCCAAUGGCAAGGUCUUCGCCAGCGAGCUGGAGAACAUGAUCGAUGGUGAUCCGCGGACCGCCGAGCCGCAUGAUGUCCGACAGGUUUGGGUCGCGACGCGGGUGGCUGGUAGUGAGAGUAUUAGCUUUAAGGGACAUCAUGGGAGAUAUCUCAGCUGCGACAAAUACGGCAUCCUCAGCGCAACCGCCCCUGCCAUCUCGCAUUUCGAAUCCUUCCUCGUCGUCCAAUCCCCCGAUACACCGGGGAUGUUCUCCUUCCAGACGCACGGCGGCGACUCGGAGACCUUCCUGGCCAUCAAGGAAGGACAGGGAUCAUCGAAGACUACUGGUGGCGCAGCAGUGGAGAUCCGCGGAGACGCGACGAGCAUCUCGUUCGAGAGCACGAUGCGCGUGCGCAUGCAGGCCCGCUUCAAGCCCAAGGUCAAGGCGUCCAAGGAGAGCAAGGCCCGCGAGAGGAUCAGUCGGAGGGAGCUGGAAGCCGCCGUCGGGAGACGUCUGGAGGACCACGAGGUGAAGAGGCUCAAGAAGGCGCGCAGAGAGGGCAAUUUCCAUGAGGAGGUCCUCGAUGUGAGGGUUAAAGGGAAACAUGACAAGUUCGCGUCGUGA
Messenger RNA from Rasamsonia emersonii CBS 393.64, 852 nucleotides. RefSeq lists its product as uncharacterized. The record is from RefSeq and is a predicted model, not a curated record. The transcript has 2 exons. NCBI's taxonomy places the organism in Eukaryota, Fungi, Ascomycota, Eurotiomycetes, Eurotiales, Trichocomaceae. Gene Ontology annotation, cellular component: catalytic step 2 spliceosome; nucleolus; striated muscle dense body. The coding region runs from base 1 to 852 and encodes 283 amino acids. Gene Ontology annotation, molecular function: actin filament binding.